Molecule: messenger RNA, 2999 nt
Organism: Lipotes vexillifer (Yangtze River dolphin)
Lineage: Eukaryota; Metazoa; Chordata; Mammalia; Artiodactyla; Lipotidae
Gene: GATAD2A
Product: GATA zinc finger domain containing 2A
Exons: 13
Coding region: 268-2187 (639 amino acids)
Biological process (GO): negative regulation of transcription by RNA polymerase II
Cellular component (GO): NuRD complex
Molecular function (GO): sequence-specific DNA binding
Source: RefSeq, a predicted model, not a curated record
GCCGCCCGAACGCACUCCGCGCCACCCGCUCAGUUAGUCCGUCGAUAGUCCGUCGUCCUGUCGCCGCGCCGCCGCCACCGCGGGCGCCACCUGAAGGAGCUGCCGCCGCGGAACCCGAGCGGACUGGAUACGACCCUGCCACCCGAGGCCGCCCAGGGCCCAGCAGCCGCCCGCAGAGGCGCCGAGCAACUUCGGUUGGCCAGCACGUUGACGGAGUUGCCUUUUGACAUAGCUCCCACCAUGGCCGGCUGGUAGGACCACCGUCCCAUGCCCAGAAGCCAGUUCAGAAUGACUGAAGAAGCAUGCCGAACACGGAGUCAGAAACGAGCGCUUGACCGGGACCCAGCAGAGGACGAUGUGGAGAGCAAGAAAAUAAAAAUGGAGAGAGGAGUGUUGGCUUCAGAGUUAAACGCUGAUGGAGACAUGAGAGUGACGCCUGAGCCGGGAGCAGGCCCAGCCCAAGGGUUGCUGAGAGGUGCAGAGGCGAUGGCCAUGGGCAGAGGCGAAGGGCAGGUGGGCGAUGGGCCCGUGGACAUGCGAACCACACACAGUGACAUGAAGUCCGAGAGGAGAGCCCCUUCGCCCGACGUGAUCGUACUCUCUGACAACGAGCAGCCUGCAAGCCCGAGGGUGAAUGGGCUGACCGAGGAUGCCUUGAAGGAGACCAGCACUGAGGCCCUCAUGAAAAGCAGUCCUGAAGAACGAGAAAGGAUGAUUAAGCAACUAAAAGAAGAGUUAAGAUUAGAAGAAGCAAAACUCGUUUUAUUGAAAAAGUUGCGGCAGAGUCAAAUACAAAAGGAAACUACCACCCAGAAGCCUGCAGGCUCCACUGGGAGCUCUGUGACCACCCCUCCCCCGCUUGUACGGGGCACCCAGAACAUUCCUUCCGGCAAGCCAUCACUUCAGACCUCUUCAACUCGGAUGCCUGGCAGUGUCAUCCCACCACCCCUGGUCCGUGGCGGGCAGCAGACGUCCUCGAAGUUAGGGACACAGGCGAGCUCACAGGUCGUCAUGCCCCCACUCGUCAGGGGGGCCCAGCAGAUCCACAACAUCAGACAACAUUCCAGCACAGGGCCACCACCGCUCCUCCUGGCUCCCCGGGCAUCUGUGCCCAGUGUGCAAAUUCAGGGACAGAGGAUCAUCCAGCAGGGCCUCAUCCGUGUCACCAACGUCCCCAACACUAGUCUGCUCGUCAACAUCCCACAGCCCUCCGCAGCAUCGCUGAAAGGAACGACAGCCACUUCUGCUCAGGCCAACUCCACCCCCACCAGCGUGGCCUCCGUGGUCACCUCUGCUGAUUCUCCAGCCAGUCGGCAGGCAGCCGCCAAGCUUGCACUGCGCAAACAGCUGGAGAAGACGCUGCUUGAAAUCCCCCCACCCAAGCCCCCCGCCCCUGAGAUGAACUUCCUACCCAGCGCUGCCAACAAUGAAUUCAUCUACCUGGUCGGCCUGGAGGAGGUGGUGCAGAACCUGCUGGAGACGCAAGCGGGCAGGAUGUCAGCUGCCGUUGUGCUGUCUCGAGAGCCCUACAUGUGUGCACAGUGCAAGACGGACUUCACGUGCCGCUGGCGGGAGGAGAAGGGUGGCGCCAUCAUGUGCGAGAACUGCAUGGCAUCCAACCAGAAGAAGGCACUCAAGGUGGAGCACACGAGCCGGCUGAAGGCUGCCUUCGUGAAGGCGCUACAGCAGGAGCAGGAGAUCGAGCAGCGCCUCCUACAGCAGGGCGCCGCCCCCACGCAGGCCAAGGCCGAGCCUGCUGCCGCCCCACACCCUGCACUGAAGCAGGUCAUAAAACCCCGGCGUAAGUUGGCGUUCCGCUCAGGAGAGGCCCGCGACUGGAGUAACGGGGCUGUGCUACAGGCCUCCAGCCAGCUGUCCCGGGGCUCGGCCACAACGCCUCGAGGCAUCCUGCACACGUUCAGCCAGUCACCCAAACUGCAGAAUGCAGCCUCGGCCACAGCCCUCGUUAGCAGGACCGGCAGACAUUCCGAGAGAGCCGUGAGCGCUGGCAAGGGCAACGCCACCUCCAACUGGAAGAAGGCGCCCCUGAGUACAGGCGGGGCCCUUGCAUUUGUCAGCCCGAGCUUGGCGGUGCACAAGACCUCCUCAGCUGUGGACCGCCAGCGGGAGUACCUCCUGGACAUGAUCCCGCCACGCUCCAUCCCCCAGUCGGCCACGUGGAAAUAGUGCGAGCCGGGCCCAGUGGAGAACAGGCUCCCUCCUCCCUCCCACCUGGCCCCACCACCCUCCACUCGGGAAGACACCCUGCUCCCCGAGAGGGCGAGUAAGCGCCGGCCGCGCUGCGGAAGUGAGAGUUCCGAUCUUGGCUGCAAAGUCUCAUCGACGUGGGGGGACCACUUCACAGGUGGACCAGGAUUAUUACUGGGGACCUUUCCCAUGGGCUUUCUUCCUUUCUUUGCCUUUAGUUUGCCCAACACCAGCAGAAAAGCGGACCUUGGGGGCUGGUUCUGCUCCUCGCCCUCUCCUUCGGCCCCCUGAAGGGCACAUGGACGGCUCACCCUAGACACUGUGACACGCUCGGGCAGUGGCGCCCGGGGCUUCUGAAGUUGAGCGGAGCAUUCUGUUUUGUUUUUGCUUUUCCCUCUGUCUUAGCCUCCUAAUCUUUGACUGCCUUCCUUCAUGGCAAUCUCUAGGUUGACAGAUUAUUUUUAAUCACCUCACGAUGAUGGAGUUUAAUGUAAACUGUGCAGACCUUCCCUGCCAAGCACGGCCCCCAUGCCCUGGAGGGUGGGCCUCUGACCACCCAGCCCUUGCUCCAGCAGAAGGCCUCUGCUGCUGCUCGUCCCGGAGACCCCCGACCUUCCACACUUAAGCAGAACAACAAACUGCAACCCGGACCCAGCCAGAGAGCCGUCAACAGAGUAGGGAGGAGGGAAUCGGCAGCAACAUCCAGAGCCUGAGCGGGAAGUUGGAGGGGCUGGGCUGGCUGUUGUGUUUUUUUGUUGUGGUGGUUUAUUUUAUUAAAUUCUUUUCUUUUC